Molecule: messenger RNA, 2852 nt
Organism: Acipenser ruthenus (sterlet)
Lineage: Eukaryota; Metazoa; Chordata; Actinopteri; Acipenseriformes; Acipenseridae
Product: extracellular calcium-sensing receptor-like
Exons: 6
Coding region: 238-2586 (782 amino acids)
Biological process (GO): G protein-coupled receptor signaling pathway
Cellular component (GO): membrane
Molecular function (GO): G protein-coupled receptor activity
Source: RefSeq, a predicted model, not a curated record
UUGUAUCUCUCUCUAUUUCUGCCUUUAUUCUCUUCAGCACCUGCUGUUACAGAACCUAUAUGCAAAAUUCAAGAAAAAUUUGAGUUAAAUGGUUUAUAUAAAAAUGGAGAUAUUAUUUUAGGAGGGAUAUUUGCUAUACAUUUUACAACAGUAGUGCCAGAAUUAUCCUUUAAGUCUAAACCUGAGCAGUGGUGGUGUGACAGUUUUGAUUUCUCAGGAUUUCAGUGGGCACAGACAAUGAUCUUUGCUAUAGAGGAAAUAAACAGGGACCAGACCCUUCUUCCCAACAUUACUCUAGGUUACAGACUGUAUGAUAACUGUGUGAAGCUGCCAGUGGCAAUCAGGGCAGCAGCAGCUCUUGUCGGAGGUCUGGACGAGGUUAUCACUGACUACAGCUGUAAAGGACUCCCUCCUGUCCUUGCUGUUGUUGGGGAUCCUGGUUCAACGCAUUCUAUUGUUAUAUCAAGGAUUCUGGGACUAUUCCGGAUGCCUCUGGUCAGCUAUUAUGCUACUUGCUCCUGCUUGAGCAGUAAACAAGAGUACCCUUCAUUCUUCAGAACAAUUCCAAGCGAUACCUUUCAGGUCAAAGCAAUGGUUCAAAUUAUUAAAAAAUACAGGUGGACCUGGGUGGGGGCUAUAGGAAGCGAUGAUGACUAUGGCCAGUAUGCUGUCAAAACCUUCAGCAAGCAAGUUGAGAAAUUUGGCUGCAUUUCUUUCUCAGAAACUAUCCCCAAAGUCAAUGAAAAGGAGAAAGUUGUUCAAAUAGUCAAUACUAUAAAUCAAUCAACAGCUAAAGUGAUUGUAGUGUUUGCAUCAGAAGCAGACGUCACUCCGCUGGUGAAAGAAGUCGUUCGGCAAAACAUCACUGGCAGGCAGUGGAUUGCAAGUGAAGCAUGGAGUACCUCCACUGUUUUAGCCAGCAAGGAAAACUUUGCCUCCUUUGGUGGGACAAUAGGAAUCGCCAUUCGUAGAGGAGAAAUCCCAGGGCUGGAGAACUUUCUCCUUCAGAUCCGUCCUGUUUUUGACCCCAGUAAUAAUUUAAUUGUCCGGUUCUGGGAAACAAUGUUUGGAUGCAAAUUCCAAGAAAAUAUAAAUAAACAGAAUUCCUCAGCUUUGUCUGGGAGCAAAGUCUGCACAGGUUCAGAGGACAUUCGGCACAAGAACACAGCCUAUAGUGAUGUAUCAGAAUUGAGGGCUUCCUACAAUGUGUAUAAAGCAGUGUAUGCCUUAGCACAUUCCCUGCAUAACCUGAUGUCUUGUGAGAGUGGCAAAGGGCCAUUUGAAAACAAUACCUGUGCAGACAUCACAAUUGUGCAGCCCUGGCAGCUUCUGCAUUAUUUAAAGGACGUCAAUUUCACUAAUCAUUUAGGAGAGAGGGUGGCUUUUGAUGAAAAUGGGGAUGCACUUGCAAUCUAUGACAUAAUGAACUGGCAGCCGGCUAAUGAUGGAGCCCUACACAUUAAAACCAUUGGUCGUUUCGAUGAGUCAGCUCCUGCUGGGCAAGAACUAUCAUUAAUUGAAGGCGAUAUCUUUUGGAACUCUGAUUCUAGAACAAUUCCUCAGUCUAUCUGCAGUGAAAGCUGUGCACCCGGCACAAGAAAGGCGACCAGGAAAGGGGAGCCAGUGUGCUGUUUUAACUGUAUACCAUGUGCAGAUGGAACAAUUAGCAGUGAAAUAGAUUCAGUUGAAUGCUUUGAUUGCCCACCAGAUUUCUGGUCAAACGAAGGACGAAACCAGUGCGUGUUAAAAGAGAUUGAGUUUCUCUCAUAUAAAGAUGCUAUGGGAAUCAGCUUGAUGACCAUUGCAUUAUUCGGAGCCGGCUUAUCAGUUGGUGUUUUAUUCGUUUUUAUAUUUUAUCGGAACACCCCGGUGGUAAAAGCUAAUAAUUCUGAAUUGAGCUUCGUGUUGCUGGUUUCCUUGACACUGUGCUUUCUUUGCUCAUUGUGUUUUAUUGGGCAACCUACAAACUUGACAUGUCUGCUGAGGCAUGUGGUAUUUGGAAUAAGCUUUGUUGUGUGUAUUUCUUGCAUUCUUGUAAAAACAAUUGUUGUGAUAAUGGCAUUUAAAGCUACCUUACCUGGUGAUAAUCUCAUGAAAUGGUUUGGUGUUGCCCAGCAAAGAGGCACUGUCUUCCUCUUAACCUUUAUCCAAGUUGUGAUAUGUAUUGUGUGGUUGACCACAGCUCCUCCUCUCCCAACUAAAAACACAAAGUAUCAAACUGCGAAAAUCAUUUUUGAGUGCAAUGCUGGCUCUUUCACUGGAUAUAGCUGUCUGCUAGGAUACAUAGGCUUGUUAGCAUGCACCUGCUUUCUGUUCGCUUUCUUUGCAAGGAACCUACCAGACCACUUUAAUGAGGCUAAGUUUAUUACUUUCAGCAUGCUCGUAUUUUGUGCUGUUUGGAUCACAUUCAUACCAGCUUAUGUUAGCUCACCCGGGAAAUACACAGUAGCUGUUGAAAUUUUUGCUAUUUUGGCAUCAAGCUUUGGUCUCCUUGUUGCCAUAUUUGCUCCCAAAUGUUACAUUAUUCUGCUGAAGCCAGAAAAGAAUACUAAGAAAGCCCUUAUGGGCAGAGCAGGAACUAAUUAGUAAACUAAUAGUUAGCUGAGAUAAAUAAAGGCAGCUAUAGUGACUGCUUCCUUGACAGCUGAACACUUGCUUUCUGCAUGCUUUCUCUGCAUUUUAAUUAUUAUGCUAUUUUAAUGACAUAUUGGUAUGCUAUAUAUUGUUUUCAUAACUAGUUUAUAAAUAAGGCUUUGUAUACAGUACAUAUAUAUGUUUGUACUGUAUAUGUCUUGUUUAAUUAGAUAAACUAUUCUUGUUACAAUGUCUUUUAAGAGUUAAAUAAAGUCACC